UCGUGCGCUGCGGCCACGGACGAAACAUGUGAAUCAUUUGCCUCCUCCCCGUUGAUAACCGUAACAACGACUCGAUUAUUUAGUGAAUUUUUUAGACUGCGAGGAUGAUGUCGAAAGUGUGGUUAAUUGUUGUCGCGUUGGUGCUCGCGGCUAAGGCAAGUAAUGCCGAGUUGCAGACCAUUCACGAGUGGAAGUACAUGGACUUCAUGUGGGACUCGAAAGAACAUAAGUUGGACGCUGUCAGAGCUGGCGAGUACAAUUCCUCGCAAGUGUUGCCUUCUGACAUUGCUGUUGCUAAAGAUGGUCGAGUAUUCGUAUCACAUAUUGGUUACCAGGGAGUACCGGCACGACUAAGUACAGUCUCGAGUCGUGUGUCCGAGUCAUCAGGACCUUUACUGUCACCGUAUCCUGACUGGUCGUGGCAUGCCCGAGGCGAUUGCAACGGCAUAACCAGUGUGUACGGACUCGCCAUCGAUCAAUGCAACAGGUUGUGGGUUUUAGAUACGGGGAUCUUGGAACAUACGAGACAGCAGCCAUACGCUCGUGGCUGCCAAGCACAACUAUUAGCCUUCGACUUGGCCAGGAACAAACUUGCCAAAAGGAUCAAGAUACCAAAUCACAUUGCUCAAAAUGAUCAGGGUAUGACGCGUCUCGUCAAACCCAUCGUCGAGACCAAGGGCCAGCAAUGCGAUCAUACCACCGUAUACAUGACGGACUCCGUGGGCCACGGCCUGGUAAUCUGGAACGGCAUCGGUCUGUUCCGCCUGGAAGGUGAAGUUUACAAUCCAAUCGACUCGGCACGCAACGUCAGCGUCGGUCAUCACAGCUUGAGCAUCGGCGGCGGUGUCGUCGACAUGUCACUCUCGCCAAUUAUCUUCCCGUACGAGCCUCGUUAUCUGUUCUUCCGACCACUCGCUUCCUACGAUCUUUACGCUGCCAACACUCGUGAACUCACACGGAGUGUUUACGGAUACAGAAUUAAAUAUUUUGGCGCCAGAGAUAUACUCAGUAGUCAAGCUGUUGGACAGGCUUUCUCGUCUGAUGGUACGUUGUUUUUGGGAUUGACUAAGGAGACUGCCAUUGCUUGCUGGAAUCGAUAUAGAGAGCUCGCUAAGGAUAAUAUUGAAAUCGUGGCUCAAGACGCAGAGCGACUGCAGUACGCAAACAGUCUUAAAGUGGUGCCGAAAUCGAUAACAAAAACUUCGGAAGAACUGUGGGUGCUGACCAAUCGAUUUCUGUCCUUUCAACUUGGACUAUUGAACUUCGAUGACGUAAAUUUCCGUGUAAUGAAGAGCCCCGUGAAAGAUCUCGUGGAGGGCACAAGGUGCGAGCUGCCUGCACAACUUAAAGCAGCACUUCAUAGGACCAAGGCUAACUUGUACAAAUAUCCUAAGUGAUGAUAUACUCUAAUUUUUUUUUUUUUCGUUAGCUAGCUUAUAAUAUGUAUUUACAGAAUAGCUAGUUUAAGCAUGAUUCCUGAUUAAUUUUAUAUGUAAUUGUGAUAUGUGUAUUGCGUAUUUUAUUAUGUAUCCAUCAUAUCAUUCAUUUAUCAUUGAUGCAUUAAUUUGUCAUCAUUCAAUCGAGUCGAUUAAUCUUCUGAUAUAGUUUGAUCGGAUCAUUGAUCAUUGAAAAUUCAAUGGUUUACCAUUUCGCUCAAAUCGUUUAGACAGCAAUCGAAAUAAAAUGAAAUGAUAUCAAAAACUCGACAUUUUCAUCGGAACAAGAAUUAGGUUAUUUAGUUUGUAAUUGUAGGUGAACGUUAAUAACAUUGUAUAGUAUUGUAAUAGUCGAA
Phymastichus coffea is the source of this 1792-nucleotide messenger RNA. Its product is annotated as major royal jelly protein 1-like. The coding region runs from base 105 to 1397 and encodes 430 amino acids. The record is from RefSeq and is a predicted model, not a curated record. Lineage: Eukaryota; Metazoa; Arthropoda; Insecta; Hymenoptera; Eulophidae. Gene Ontology annotation, cellular component: extracellular region. The transcript is spliced from 5 exons.